Molecule: messenger RNA, 4900 nt
Organism: Diuraphis noxia (Russian wheat aphid)
Lineage: Eukaryota; Metazoa; Arthropoda; Insecta; Hemiptera; Aphididae
Gene: ninaC
Product: STKc_myosinIII_N_like and MYSc_Myo21 domain-containing protein ninaC
Biological process (GO): regulation of actin filament length; peptidyl-serine phosphorylation
Cellular component (GO): myosin complex
Molecular function (GO): protein serine/threonine kinase activity; protein tyrosine kinase activity; ATP binding
Source: RefSeq, a predicted model, not a curated record
UCGGCAUCAGACCACGGCACAUUUUAAUAUGUCAUAGCAAUAUUGUAACGUUAAACAUCAUAACUAUACAAUACGCGAUAUCGUAACAGUAGUCCGUCUGCCGUACACUAAACACACCGGGUGAGCUCCGAACGCGGUCCGGUCACCGUGCCCGUGUGCAUUAAACAACAAUAAAUUAAUAUUACAAAAUAAUUCGUCUCUGUCAGUUUUCCCCAGGAUUCGUUGAACAACGCGCGCGCACAUCACACAACACUUGCAGUUUUCGUCAAUAGACCGGAACCGGAAACUAGAGGACGGGCGCAGGAUCUACGCUGUCGCGCCAUGGAAGACGGCCGCACAAUGAAACUCGGCGCCGACCGACUGGACGUGAACGACUUGCCGGACAUCGGGAACCGUUUUGAGCUCGGAAAAAUUCUUGGCUCGGGGAUAUUCAGUAAUGUUUACUCGGCCGUCGACAGUGAAUCGGGAAAAAAUGUCGCGAUCAAAAUUCAAAAACUCAACGAAUGUUCGACUAGCGAAAAAGACACCAACGAAGAGUAUCGGAUAUUGAGAGAUCUAUCGUCGCAUCCAAACAUACCCGACUUUUACGGCGCUUACACCAACAAUAAUGCUGCUGAAUUGUGGUUUGUCAUGGAGAUGUGUGAAGGAGGAACUGUCGUGGACUUGGUCAAUGGUCUAUUGUUACAAAACAAAAAAAUGAAAGAAGAACAUAUCGGUUACUUACUUAGAGAACUGAUCAAGGCCUUGUGUUUUUUACACAACAAUCACGUGAUUCACAGAGACAUCCGAGGCUCGAACGUGCUGUUGACUAAGAAUGGGGAAGUGAAGUUGGUAGAUUUCGGUCAAUCCAGGGAACUACAGAGUCCGGAAUAUAAAGCUAAAACGGGAGUCGGAUCUCCUGCAUGGAUGGCACCAGAAGUAGUUUUGGCUGAAUACAAAGACAGCUCAAGCGAAGAACCAUCAUAUUACGAUCAGAAAAUCGACGUGUGGGCUGUCGGAAUUACUGCUAUUGAGUUAGGCGACGGUAAGCCACCGUACCUCGACAUCCACCCAACGAGGGCGUUGUUCCAGAUUGUUAGAAAUCCGCCCCCAGGACUAUCAAAACCGUCGAACUGGUCACAAUUGUUUAAUGACUUCAUUGCCGAGUGUUUGGAAAAAAAUCCUGAUCACCGUCCAUACAUGGAAGAGCUUUUAGAACAUCCGUUUAUAACGCAAGUUCCAGAAAAUGUACAACAAGAAGUCAAGUCAGUGAUGUCAUCAAUUGUUGACGACGUGACAUCUAUUCGAAAACCAGAAGUCAGAAUCAUAAAAAAUGGAUACUUAAAAGUGAAUCAAAAAGAAGCUGCCAGACCCAUGCAUCUGGAAGAUUUAGCCGCGUUGAAAGUGGUGUCCGAAGAGGCUGUUCUCGACGAAUUGCAAAAUCGCCAUAUGAAUGGUUUGAGCUACACGUUUGUCGGUGACGUGCUGUUGUACGUGAAUCCAAAUCGAGAUGAGCCUAUCUACGAAAAAAAGUAUCAUUAUCGUUAUCAAUUCAAAUGCCGAUCCGACAAUGCRCCUCACAUAUUUAGCGURGCCGAUGCAGCUUAUCAAGACAUGYUACACCACGAACAGCCACAACACAUAUUGAUGGCGGGUGAAACUAAAUCAGGGAAGUCGUUGAAUUAUGGGAAAUUAAUAGAACACUUGCUGUUUUUGGGAGAGCAAAACCACAACAAAGUGAACGACAUUGGUUUGAAGAUAAAGUGCGCAAUAGAUACAAUUCAAGCAUUCGGGAACGMGGCCAAUAAAUAUCACAUAAACUCCACUCGGCACGUUAAUCAGACGCAAAUUACAUACUCGUCGACUGGCAAGAUCAGUGGGGCCAUAUUUUUCAUCUACCAGUUAGAGAAAUGGAGAGUAACAAACACCAAGAGUAAUGGACAAAAGAAUUUCCACGUGUUCUACGAUUUUCUGGAGGCGGCCAAAGCUGAUCACGUUCUCAAGCAAUACCACUUGGAGGAGGACCAUCGGUAUCGGUACUUAGUGGGUGACGGUUCAGACGAGCGAUAUCGUCACCAGCCCAAUUCCAACGUGAAAAACUUCAACAAACUGUUGACUUGCAUGAAGGAAACAUUGGAGUUUACUGACGAACAGUUGAACACAACCUGGCGGAUUUUGGCAGCCAUACUUAAUCUUGGCGAGCUAAGCGUUUCCGACGAUGAUGAUGGUGAGAYAAAGAUCGAAAACAUCGAACUACUCACAAAGAUCGCGGAAUUGUUGGAAGUGGACUCGAAGAAACUGAGCUGGUCGUUUUUGAAUUACUGCGUAGUGGUCAAUGGCACUGCGGUUCGUCGUAAGCAGACGGUUUCGGGGGUGUACGAUUGCUUGCGAGUGUUCUCCCAGAUAUUGUACGCUAGACUGUUCGAUUGGAUAGUGAACGUCAUCAAUAUGAAACUAUCGUUCACCAGAGCUAUAUUUGGAGACACGCACGUGAUCUAUUUGAUGGACUCGUUCGGUUUCGAAUGUUUCCAUCAAAACAAUUUGGAUCAACUUUACGUCAACUGUCUUAAUGAACAACUCCAGUACCAUUACAAUCAACGGAUAUUCGCGUGGGAAAUGCAAGACUUGGAGGAAGAGGGCAUGGACCAGUACAGCAUGCAAUACCGAAACAAUAAACCGAUAAUAGAUGCACUUAUGAAUAACCCAGAUGGACUUUUUUACAUGUUUGACGAUGCUACAAAAAAUUGUGAAGAAAACUGUGAAUACAUCACAAUAACUGUGUGCAGAGAGAAGACUUUAAUGGUAAAAAAUAAAAAUAGCAAAAUCAGUCGAUGGGGCGCUGCGUUGAUGUCAGAAAAAACACCGAUUCGAAAAUACAACACGGAAUCCCGUGGGGAAUAUUCACAAACACGACGCAUGCGCACUGCGUCUGCGGUGUAUCGGUCGAGCAGCAUGGAAAUCUUGCGAUCUCUAGCCGACACGGCCGAGCACAAGAACGGUGUGCACUUUGUCCGAUGUAUGCGAGCGACGCUUACCGAUGAGCCACUUGGCUUCCAACCGGAAGUAGUCAGGCAGCAGCUCAAGGCGUUAUCAGUCGUCGAGACAGUGUCUGCCCGACAGGACGGUUACUCGUGCCGGAUAUCAUUCCACGAGUUCAUACAGAGGUACAAGUUUUUGGCAUUUGAUUUUUACGAAAACGUUGAAGUCACCAAGGAAAACUGUCGACUAUUGUUGAUUCGUUUGAAAAUGGAAGGAUGGCUAAUUGGAAAGAGCAAAGUUUUUCUGCGGUACUACAACGAGGAAUAUUUGUCCAGGCUCUACGAGACCCAAGUGAAAAAAGUUAUAAAAGUACAGUCAAUGCUCCGAGCAUUCAUUACGAAAAGGAAAAUUGCACCGCAGUUGAUUAAACAACAAUCUGCGAAUAAUCGAAAAUAUUCAACUAUUCAAGAGGAGGCAGCAUUAGUUAUACAAAAACAUUAUAAGGGAUAUCAAGUACGAAAUAAAAACAGUUCGACAAAAGUCGACAAACUUAAUGCCGUGGGACGUAAAAAACUAAAGAUGAUUAUUAAUAAAUGGAAAGGMAAAUCAAUCUAUCAAAUCGUAUUGUUGGAUCGAGCCAAUAAACUUCAAGACGUUGUAUACUUUUCAUUGCAGGUGCAUUUGUAUAACCAACACGCGAUUAGUAGUUUAAACAACAUGAACCACCGACCGGUUAUGCUGAAAGAUGUCAUGAGCACGACCAGCGUAAACGAAUUCUUGGGCAGCAAGAGGUGUUAUUUGUACAAGAUACCGUUCCAAUUGAAUCAGAUGGAAACGGAAACCAAUCAGAAUAACACGAUGGACGAAAAUUGUUUCGGUAUACUGAACAAUGUGGAUGAUUGCAAUUGGGACUCUCCUCUGAAUCGUUUUCCUGAAGCUCGUACUACAUUUAAAAUUUUGAAACACUCGUUCGCUGUUCGAGACCAAAGCGUACAAGUAGAUAUUGCUCAAGCAGUACGAUUUUCCAAUACCAACAACAGUCAACAGCAAUAUUCUGAGAACAAUCGUAUGUAUCAAAAACAGGAUGAAAAACCAAUUAGAAAAUCUGUGAGUGACAACAGAUAUAGUAUGAAAGAGAAAAAUGAUUCCAAAGUGAUCACUACAGCGAAUAAAUCAAACAUAAAAAAACCAUCAGAUAAAUUAAAUCCUGUUCUUGAACUUCAAACAAAAGGUAAACAAUACCAGUCGGACUACGUAGAUGAAGACGAUCCUCCUUACAAUUUUCAGGCAAUUUUGAAAAAGACCAACUACAAACGUUCGUCUAUGGACGGUCGGACCAUAGAGUUCUCGUCGGAAAAGUCCAAUGGUGAAAGAAUGACGGACAAGGGGCACGCCGGCGGACGACCGGUGACACGGAUAGGAGAAGAUUACGGUUAUAGGUCGGACGCAGACAACGUGAAACGGUCAAAGGAUUACAAGAACGAGCUGAACCAUCAACUGUCUAGAGCAACGAGGACUGAGAUCAUACCAGGAGUAAUGCUAGAGGGCUCUUCUUGCGACCUUUAAUCCAGUUGCUCACCAUUGACGUCGCAAAAAUUAGUUAUUAUAUCAUAUUAUUAUUAUUAUUAUUGUUAUUAUUAUUUAUACAGUAUUAUAAACGGGAUAGGUACGGAUACAUUUGUACGUUCGCAUUCUAGACACUAAAUAUAGUUAUAACUUUAUAAGUAUAGAUAUAGUAUUAGUUGUGAAAUCGUGUUAACGUCAUUUUUGUGACCUUCCGACUACAUUAAAUUUGUCCUUAUAUUCACAAGUCACAGCUGAUUGUGUAACUCACCUUACCGAUUACGUUUUAAUCAAAGUAACAGCCGAACAUUUUCAAAUAUAAACACUUAAAACUUUAUCAUAUAUAUUAACUUAUACCAGGCACUUAUAUUGAUUGUUG